AUGUCGCUCUUUGUGCUUGCAGAGACGCCGGCAGGCUACGGCCUGUUCAAGGCCACCGACAAGAAGAUGCUGAAGAAUGAGGAACUCGCAGCCGAGUUGGGACGUCCUGAAAAGGUCGUUGAGAUGCUCAAGCUCAAGAAGUUCGUCAAGUUCGACAGCGCCGCCACCGCUCUCGAAGAAGCCGCCGCGCUCAAGGAUGGCAAGGUCCCUGAGCUGCUCACCGCGCUCCUCGAGGACCUCAAGUCCGAGAAGAAGGCUUCGCUCGCCGUCGCCGACAUGAAGCUGGGCACGGCCAUCUCUAACCUGCCCGCGCUCAACAUCUCUCCCGUCUCGGGUUCCAACACGAUGGAUCUGUUCCGUGGCAUUCGUGGCUCGCUCUCCAACCUCAUUCCUGGUCUUGUUGAGGAAAACUUUGACCGCAUGGCUCUGGGUCUGUCUCACUCCAUGUCGCGCCACAAGCUCAAGUUCUCGGCCGACAAGGUCGACUCCAUGAUCAUCCAGGCCAUCAAGCUCCUCGACGAUCUCGACAAGGAGCUCAACGUCUAUGCCAUGCGAACCAAGGAGUGGUACGGCUGGCACUUCCCUGAGAUGGCGAAGAUCCUCAACGACAACCUGGCCUAUGCCCGUGUCAUCCUCGCUGUCGGCAUGCGCACCAACAUUUCCGAGAGCGACCUCUCCGAGAUCCUGCCUGAGGAGAUCGAGGCCGCCAUCAAGGCCGCUGCCGAGAUUAGCAUGGGUACUGAGAUUACCGAGGAGGAUCUUGACAACAUCAAGCUGCUGGCUGACCAGGUCAUUGUCUACUCCAACUACCGAACCCAGCUGUCCUCGUACCUCGAGAACCGUAUGCGCGCCAUUGCCCCCAACCUGACUGCCCUCGUCGGCUACCUCGUUGGUGCCCGCCUCAUCGCCCACGCCGGCUCCCUCAUCAACCUGGCCAAGGCUCCUGGUUCCACCAUUCAGAUUCUUGGUGCCGAGAAGGCUCUGUUCCGCGCCCUCAAGACCAAGCACGACACACCCAAGUAUGGUCUCAUCUACCACUCGUCGCUCAUCGGUCAGGCCAACGGCCGAAACAAGGGUAAGAUCGCCCGUAUGCUGUCUGCCAAGGCUGCCCUGGGUCUCCGUGUCGAUGCUCUCGGCGAGUUCGAGGACGACGUCGAUGACGAGGAGCGCGCCAUCCUUGGUCUCAGCAACCGCAUCAAGCUCGAGAACCACCUCCGAAAGCUCGAGGGCAAGCCCCUUCUGCCCAAGGGCACCAACGUCACUCCCUCUGGCGAGAUUGUUGGCGCCGGCCAGUUCACUCUCAAGGAGACUCGCCGAUACAACGGCGACGCCGACGGUGUUGAUGAGGAGGCUGCCAACGGUACCACUCCUGCCAAGAAGAGCAAGAAGUCCAAGAAGCUCAUUGAGGAGGUUGAGGAUGAGGAGAUGAAGGAUGCUGAGGAGAGCGAUGAGGAGGAGGCCGCCACCACCACCCCUGCCAAGCCCAAGAAGCUGUCCGAAGCCGACUACGAGCGCCUCGCCGCCGAGGCUGGUCUCUCGGUCAAGAAGUUCAAGCGCAAGUACGAGCGAGGCGACGUUGAACUCAACGAUGACGGUACGCCCAAGGUGUUCAGCAAGAAGGAGCUCAAGAAGCUGCGCAAGGCCGAGGAGAAGUCGACACCUUCCAAGGAGGCUGCCCCCGAGAGCAAGAAGAAGCGCAAGCACGACGACUCAGAAGACGAGGCCGAGCCCAAGAAGGAGAAGAAGCAGAAGAAGAAGAAGCGCCACUCUGAUGCUUAG
Messenger RNA from Fusarium keratoplasticum, 1779 nucleotides. RefSeq names its product Nucleolar protein 58. Gene Ontology annotation, cellular component: small-subunit processome; box C/D methylation guide snoRNP complex. The record is from RefSeq and is a predicted model, not a curated record. The transcript has 3 exons. The coding region runs from base 1 to 1779 and encodes 592 amino acids. Gene Ontology annotation, molecular function: snoRNA binding. Lineage: Eukaryota; Fungi; Ascomycota; Sordariomycetes; Hypocreales; Nectriaceae.